AUGAGUCGCAUUGACAUGCUCAGCCUUCCCGACAGUGGAGUGACCCAGCUCUUGGCCAUUUAUUCCACGGCCGAACAGUCUGGUUUCUGGCCAAUUCAACUUCGGCACGGGGUGGUUCACAGUCUGCAGAAGACUGAGCAGGCGUGUUCGGUCAAUGACUACCGCCCCAUCACCAUCUAUCCUUUUCCAUACCGGGUUUGGUCCUCCCUCCAAUCGAAACACGCCCUUAGCUUCGUUAGCAGGCAUGCUCCGCCCGGUCUCCAGGGCAACCGCCUGGGUGCUUCUACGAUCGCCAUUUGGUGGAAAAAUCCAGCGAUGAUUGAGUCCCUGAUGUUCGAUGGGGCCCCGGCUCAAGGGUACGUAUUAGACCUGACCAAGGCUUUCAACACCUUGCCCAGGGAGCCGGUGUUUCGAGCUGCGGUGUUUCUUGGCCUGGAUGGAGGCCUCAUUCGAGCCUGGAUGGGUUUCCUUGUCACCAAUACUCGGCACUUCUGCAUUCGCCAAGCCCUGAGUGAGGGAUUGCAGGGGUCAAGGGGCUUCCCCGAGGGAUGUGGAAUGAGUGUUGUAGCCAUGGCAAUAAUAGAUUGGAUUGUUGAUAGAUGGUUUCAUCUUUUGUGGCCACAAGUGACCUUCUCCUCCUAUGUUGACAAUUGGGAGCUUGAAUCCAGUUCGGUUGACGACCUUGCACGAAGCCUACCUACUCUCGCAACCAUUUGUAGUUUGUUGGACCUGGAGUUGGACCAGGACAAAACCUUUGGGUGGGCACUGCUGCCUGAGCAUCGAGCAGCGAUCAGAGGAACGGGGUGCCCAACGCACUUGGAUGGCCGCAAUCUAGGCGGUCACAUGCAGUACUCUCAUCGUAGGACGAACUACACGGUGACUGCCAAAUGUCGCCAGCUCGACACCUUGUGGGGCAGACUCGCCCGCAGCCCUGCUACUGCCCCUCAGAAGCUGAGAGCUGCCAGAUGCUGCGCGUGGCCCAGGGCUCUCCAUGGUGUGGCCACGGUGUCACUCGGCGCGCAGCACUUUCAGAAAAUGUGCGCAGGUUUGUUCCAGGCCCUUCGCUUCCGUAACAAGGGGGCGCAGCCCCAGUUGCAAUAUUUGAUGGAGAAACCCACUACUGACCCGGAAUAUUUUGCUCUCGAGCAGACUGCCUUGGCAUUUUGCAAGUUUAGUGAUCCUGACCAGCAGACAGCAGUACUUGAAGUUCUCCAGGACCACCAGCCUUUGAAGCACAUCCCCGGGCCCUGCGGAGUGCUCUUGGAUCGACUGAAUGUCAUCGGAUGGGUCUGGCGCGACAAGAAGUUGACCUUCUUCGCGAAGGCACUGAAGCCGCGCAUGCUCACUUCGAGUAAGACGCCCUGCAAGUGUUUGCCCAGCGUCUUCCACCUCACCAGCCCAGUGCUGUGCGACCUACUACCUGCAGCCUGCCCCAAGACGAAGAUUCCCAGCUUCUUCAAGAUGCGGGGCACCAAGGAGGGGAACUCUGUGCCGCAAUUGGAGCGUCACAUCAUGCAGGAGCUUCUCACAGAUGGGCCUUUGUAUGUGUCCCUGCUGCUCUAUGAGGAUUUCUUCGAUGCCUCGUCGUGGUCGGAGAGUGGGAUCUACCUCCACGAGCAGGGCGAGGCCUUUGGAAGGCACGGGGCUGCCUUGGUCGGCUGGGGCAGUGACUCGAACAGUCGAGACUACUGGCUUUUGCUGAACUCCUUCGGAAUGCAGUGGCAGCAGGGUGGCUACUUCAAGGUGCUGCGGGGUGACACCGACUUGGAGAUGUUGCACUACGGUGCUUGGGGCGCCGACUUCCAGCUUUCCGCUGCCGAGCGGAAACGUUUCCCUGCCAUCUUCGCCGUGGAGGUCUCCUUCUCUCCGGUGCCCGAGCGCCACGGCCUGGCCAGCGAGCCGCUCACCGAGCUCGAGCACGUGGGGCGCUGGGGGGGGGCGCUGGGGCGGGUGUUGGGGUUGGGGUCGGUGGGGUGGCACCACCUGGGAGAGCUGUCAGCUGGUUGGAAGGGAAGUGCCAAAGGACCAGACUGGUGUUUAAUGUGUUUUUACAUGUUUUUACUAUAA
Durusdinium trenchii is the source of this 2067-nucleotide messenger RNA. The record is from the annotation of a GenBank genome assembly. Lineage: Eukaryota; Dinophyceae; Suessiales; Symbiodiniaceae.